AUGUUGAUGAUGAAGAAGGUUUUAUGUGUUAUGGUGGCUUGCAUGGUGGUGGCAGCACCUUAUGCAGAGGCUGCUAUCACUAGUUGUGGUCAAGUGUUUGACAAGAUGAAGCCAUGCCUGGACUACCUGAGAAGAGGUGGUUCCGUGCCUGCGGUUUGUUGCAAUGCUGUUAGGGGACUCAAUAGCGAUUCUAAAUCAACCGCCGAUCGGAAACUUGCCUGUGGUUGCAUCAAGACUGCACUUUCAGCUUUUGCCGGAAUCAACCCUGAUAACGCCCUCAGACUUCCCGGAAAGUGUGGUGUUAAUUUUCCUUAUACGAUCAGCCCCAAGACCGACUGCUCCAAGUAUGUUCAAAUUUAUACCUUUUUUCUAUUAAGUCAUGGUUGA
Molecule: messenger RNA, 387 nt
Organism: Cynara cardunculus var. scolymus (artichoke)
Lineage: Eukaryota; Viridiplantae; Streptophyta; Magnoliopsida; Asterales; Asteraceae
Product: non-specific lipid-transfer protein 1-like
Exons: 1
Coding region: 1-387 (128 amino acids)
Biological process (GO): lipid transport
Cellular component (GO): membrane
Molecular function (GO): lipid binding
Source: RefSeq, a predicted model, not a curated record